Molecule: messenger RNA, 2226 nt
Organism: Impatiens glandulifera
Lineage: Eukaryota; Viridiplantae; Streptophyta; Magnoliopsida; Ericales; Balsaminaceae
Product: probable leucine-rich repeat receptor-like protein kinase At1g35710
Exons: 1
Coding region: 231-1946 (571 amino acids)
Molecular function (GO): protein binding
Source: RefSeq, a predicted model, not a curated record
UUUGUUACCCUUUGUGGUGGGAGAGUUAGCUAUAAAUACAAGACCAAUAUAAUCUCAUCAUCAUUAAACCUUCUUGUCUACGUUAAGGAAUAUAAUCUCAUGUCUCUCCUUUUCAAAAAAACCCCUCUUAAAAAACCCUUCUUCUUCCUCCUCUGACAGACUCAGCCAGAAUCCUGCUGAGUUGUUUUUGUGACCGUUUGUUUCUUCAGAUCAAAUUUCUCCUCCCGAAAAUGCAUCAUCUGAAAUGGGUCUUCAAUCUUUUCCUUUUACUUACCCUCUUUGCCUUGAUUCGGACUGAGAUUACUACUACACCCUGUUCGGAAACAGACAGACUCUCUCUCCUCGACUUUAAAGCCAGGAUCUUGAAGGACACUACUGAUACUAUGUCAACUUGGACCGGUAAAGACUGCUGCGGAGGCGGUUGGGAAGGGAUUCAGUGCGAUUCAUCUUCGGGGAGGGUCACUGGUCUCAUAGUUCAGAGUCCGUCUGCUUCUGAUAAGGGUAUCUUCAUGAAGGGAACUCUGUCUCCUUCAUUGGGUAGAUUAGAGUUUUUGGAAGUGAUGGUUCUAAGUGGAUUGAAAAGAAUUGAAGGGCCUAUUCCUGAGAGCUUCUCAAAUCUAACCAGGCUAACUGCUCUUGUUCUGGAGGAUAAUUCAAUUCAAGGGAUCAUCCUUCCAAGUUUAGGUAACUUACCUUUAUUAAAGACUCUCUCUUUAAGUGGAAACAAGCUGGAAGGCCAAAUUCCUCCAUCUUUAGGGAAUUUCAAGAAUCUUCUCCAGCUAAAUUUGGGUAGAAACCAGUUCACAGGUCCAAUUCCAUUAUCGUUCAAGAAUUUCAUUAAUUUACAGUAUCUUGAUCUCAGCUUCAAUUCGUUAUCUGGGUUGAUACCUGAUUUCAUAGGGCAGUUGGUUAAUUUAACAAAUCUCGAUUUUUCCAAUAAUAUGUUCUCUGGAAAAAUACCCAUUUCUUUAUCCAAUCUGGUCAAUCUAAAUGACUUGUCCUUGAGUAAUAACCAAUUGAAAGGAUUAAUCCCUUCACAAAUCGGAAACCUAAAAACUCUUACCACACUUUCAUUGAGUGUUAACAACUUGAGUGGUCAAAUCCCGGAAUCCAUUUCUGGUCUCCAAAAUCUUUGGAACCUUAACUUAUCAAGAAACAGUCUUUCAAACCCACUUCCUAUUGCCUUCUCAAUUGGCAUCCCUUCUCUACUGUCAAUUGACUUGUCCUAUAAUAACUUCAUCUUGGAUACAGUUCCUCAAUGGGUAACAAACAGAAACCUUUCGACUGUUAAUCUAGCAGGUUGCAGUCUUAAGGGAACACUUCCAAUUUUCAUACAGCCAGAAAUCUUGUCCGCUAUUGACCUAUCCGACAACUAUUUCACAUCUGGGUUAGCGAAUUUGUUCUCAAAGGCGAUUAAUUUACAACAGGCCAAGCUAUCAAGUAAUCAACUGAAAGGAAAUCUGUCAACAAUCGUUAACAGCAGAACAAGCAGGUUUCUUGAAGUGGUGGAUGUGUCGAACAAUCAGAUUUCAGGAAGUAUUCCCGAGUUGAGUAACUUUGGGAGGUUGAAGGAAAUGAAUAUAUCAAGAAACCAGAUUAUUGGGCACAUACCCAAUUCGAUUUCCAGCAUGAUUGAACUCGAGAGACUAGAUAUCUCGAGGAAUCAGAUAACAGGCACCAUUCCACAGAGUGUAGGACUCCUGUUAAAACUAGGAUGGCUGGAUUUAUCUGUGAAUGGGCUGUCGGGGAGGAUUCCGGCGGAAUUGUUGGGAAUAGAGAAUUUGAGGCAUGUAAAUUUCAGGUCUAAUAGACUUUGUGGAGAAAUUCCACAAGGGAGACCGUUGAAUGUGUUCAAGGAGGUGGCUUAUGCUCAUAAUUUGUGCCUAUGUGGGAAGCCGUUACCAGCUUGUAAGGCGAAAAGGAAGGCGAAGACGAAGAGAUAUUAAAUGGGCCAUUGAAAUGAUGACCCAAUUGAAGCCCAAUGAAAUUGAAGUGAUGGAUUUGGUAAUUUGUACUUUUUCAUUAUCCAAACAAAACAUAACAAAAUGGUGAGAGAACUUUUAUUGGUUCUUUUUUCUUAAAUAGAGUCCAAGUUUUAAAAGUUCAUUUGUUUCUUUUUUUUACUUAUGUUAUUAUUAUUUAUGUGGACUAUUCUUUUUAUUGUCUUUACUUUAUUACUGGAAAAGGAUAAAAAUAUGAAAGCUCUUCUUUCCUUUCUUUUUAAUC